GGCCGGAGACAGCGGCGGCAGAGGCUGCGACGGGGAGACGGCAGGUUGGGGUCCCGGCAGCCUGCCACGCCGCCAUGAGCUCCCAGCCCCGCCGCAUCCGCCUGAAGCCCUGGCUGGUGGCCCAGGUGAACAGCGGCCAGUACCCAGGUCUCUGCUGGGUGGAAACGGAGCGCAAGCAGUUCUGCAUCCCCUGGCGCCACGCCACGCGGCACACGCCCAACCAGGAAGACGAGAACACCAUUUUCAAGGCCUGGGCGAAAGAGACGGGCAAGUACAAUCCAUAAGUGGACGAAAUCGACUCUCCCGCCAAGUGGAAAGCCAACUUGCGCUGCGCCCUCAACAAGAGCCGGGAGUUCAACCUCAUUUACGACGGGACCAAAGACACCCCCAUGCAGCCGUACAAGAUCUACGAGGUCUGCGAUGUGCCACAGCCGAACGGAGAAUCCUUUGCUGGAGAGGAGCACGCUGGAGGUGAAGAGGAGGAAGAGGAGUUGCAGAAGAUGAUGCCGACGUUGAAGAUUGCAGAUCCUGGCCGCGGGGUGGAGCCGCUGCCCCCGUACCCGUGGCUGAAGCAAGAGGUCCCGUACCGCAGCUCGUGCGGCAACGGGCAUUUCCCGCAUUUGGGGCCCCGGGAUGUACCCGGCGUAUCUCCUUCGCCUCCUCAAGUCGGGCCUCCCUCGGCCUUCGUGGUCGGAGGGGAACACCCGGCGCCGAACUUUGCCGAAAGCCCCAACAGGAUGCCGUUGGCUCCUCUUGUCCCCGAGCCCAUGGAGCCCUUGCCUCAAGCGGUCUGUCCCAUCGUCCCGGUGGAGCAAUGCUUCCCCAAUCUGCUGAUCAGCCCCCACAUGCUACCAUUGACCGACCUGGACAUCAAGUUCCACUACCGCGGCCGCUCGGUGGGCAACCUGACCAUCAGCAACCCCCAGGGCUGCCGCCUCUUCUACAGCAACCUGGAGCCUACUCAAGAGCAAGUGGAGCUCUUUGGGCCAGUGACACUGGAGCAGGUGCGCUUCCCCAGCGCGGAGGCCGUGCCCAACGAGAAACAGCGCUUCUACACCCACCAGCUGCUGGACGUCUUGGAUCGGGGUCUCAUCCUGGAGCUGCAGGGCCAGGACAUCUACGCCAUCCGGCUGUGCCAAUGCAAAGUGUUCUGGACGGGGCCCUGCGCGGGGGAGCUGGCCGGCCCCAACCCCAUCGAGCGCGAGAAGAAGAUCAAGCUCUUCAGCUUGGAGAACUUCCUCAACGGACUCAUCAUGUUCCAAAAGGGUCAGAGCACGGUGCCCCCGCCUUACGAGAUUUUUUUCUGCUUUGGAGAAGAAUGGCCGGACCACAAACCCAAGGAGAAGAAGCUGAUCACAGUCCAGGUGGUACCCGUGGCCGCCCGCCUCCUCUUGGAGAUGUUCUCCGGAGAACUGUCCUGGUCCGCCGACAGCGUCCGCCUCCAGAUCUCGCACCCGGAUCUCAAGGACAAGAUGGUGGAGCAAUUCAAGGAACUGCACCAGCUCUGGCAAACGCAGCAAGCAGAACGCCCAGCCUGGGUGCUGGCGACGAGGCCGUGGGAACGGGCCGAUGCAGACCAACACGGCCUAACGAUGCACCAGUGAGGCAUCAGUCUCUGUCACCAGCAAUCUGGCUCUGAGCUGUGAACUGUUGGCCUGUUUCUCCCGUUCUGGACGCUGCGCAAUGAACCCAUUUACUAGAAGCUGUUGACUGAGGCCGGAAGUGCCACUCCUGGCUGUUUCAGAGGAAGUGCCAGCUAGAAGGGGAGAAACAUCUGGGUGACGAACAGCAGCCAGCCGUGCCUGCUGUCAGAACUGCCAGGUUGGGACAAGGACGCUGCCUCCAAAAGUCUCUGUGAACCUCCCAAGAAGGCCUUGAAGACCAGACCUCAUUCAGGCCACACGGAGGCAGAAAGUUAGAGGCGGGGUGUGACUACACUUGGCUUGGGACCGGAGGUCACAGUUCGCCCUAGACUCACAUAAAGAUGUUAGUCGGUUGUAUAUUCUUCCACUACAGAACAAGGCAUGCCGGACCUUCUAUGUUGUAGAAUGCUCCACCUGGAUACCUAGUGCCUACCUACCCCUGCUCCCUGCACCCCUUUGAAAGUAAAAAAUACAUUUUGGCAUAUAUAUUAUGCUCACGUCUCAAAGGACCAUGCUCAAUAAUGCACAGAAUAAUGGUCUUGACAAAGACAGUGCGUAAAAACGGACGAUAAUUCUCCUACUCGUUUGGGACUAUAUUCUAAUGCGGAAGCACGCCAUUUUCUCGACGGACCGAACCGAUAUCUUUCUGUGAAACAGGGUAUAGCCAUGUUACAAGCGGGGGGAGGGGGGGGGGCAAAAUUCACACUGCCUUCUGCCAUUUUCUCCGCCACCCCUUUGCUUCCUGCCGUCACGCUUCCCAGACGGGAGCGUCUGUAGAUGUGUCUCGGGAUGGAUGAAAAUCUCUGAAGAGGCCGAGUCCCUGCGGAACUUAAUGACCCUCCGUUGGCUGAGCUUCUGAAUGAAAGUUUGCAAA
This is a messenger RNA of Sphaerodactylus townsendi, 2517 nucleotides long. It is a transcript of the gene IRF5, whose product is annotated as interferon regulatory factor 5. Lineage: Eukaryota; Metazoa; Chordata; Lepidosauria; Squamata; Sphaerodactylidae. Gene Ontology annotation, biological process: regulation of transcription by RNA polymerase II; immune system process. Gene Ontology annotation, molecular function: DNA-binding transcription factor activity, RNA polymerase II-specific; protein binding; RNA polymerase II cis-regulatory region sequence-specific DNA binding. Gene Ontology annotation, cellular component: nucleus. The record is from RefSeq and is a predicted model, not a curated record.